Molecule: messenger RNA, 177 nt
Organism: Ectocarpus sp. CCAP 1310/34
Lineage: Eukaryota; Phaeophyceae; Ectocarpales; Ectocarpaceae
Source: the annotation of a GenBank genome assembly
AUGGUCCCCCUGCACGACACGGGCAGGUGCUCGACCGGGGAGCAGAAGGCGGCGGCGGUGUUCCAGGUCCUCCAGAUGGACCCCACCUUCGUCGGCGGAGACCUGGAGUACAUGAGGGCCGAUCUCUUCUCGGGAUCAAGGCUUUACAUCACGUCCUGCAGCCUCACAGACCAUUGA